AGUUCCCUUUCAAAAAAAAAACAAUGUAAAUGAAUAAUCAAAUUUAAUGUAAAUGAAUAAUAUAGCAUAAUAUUUUAUAUAUAAUUUCUCACAACGAUCGAAAUAAUGUAAAAAUAGAUGUUGUCAGAACAUGUGAAAAUGAUAAGGGGGCUGGAAUGACUUUACUUCAAAUUUAUAAAACAUGAUUUUUGGUGUCGGGUUAGAGAACUAAAGAAACUUGCUUUUCAAUGACCUUAGGGACCAAAAUGCAAUUAGGCAUAUCUCAUGCUUGAAGUUGUAAUGUUGUAUGUAACCUUGGCUUGUCUCGUUGUGUGCAUGAGGAUGUUAUUGUUAUGUACACACACUCCACAUCCACACACCAAUCAAUAGAUUUCUUUUUCCAAUCUCCUCCCCAAAUCUGUAUACCCACCCCAUUACUGAUCACAUGCCCUGUUAACUCCCUCUUAAUCCCAACAAUUUCUUACACUCGUAGUCAACAAGGACGAUCGUGAUGAUGAUCCAAUCGGGUGUAGGAGGAGGAGGAGUAACGAGUAACAAGACCGCUGCCACCCGAUUUGCUUCUUUUAGUGCUUCUCAGAUCUUCGGCGGCUGCCACGAGCGGGACAUUCUUAUAAAGAAAACCAAUUCCUCUGUUCCAUUCGCUCACCGGAAAAUGUCUCAUUCCAACAUUACUGAUGGAGGAAGAAGAAGCAGCAGCAGUAGCUCAAGCCCGCAUGUUUUUUGCCCCAAAGCUGUUUCUGACUCUAGUUAUUCUCAGACCUGUCUCGACCCUGAUGCCAGCAACAGUGUGCUUGGAAUCAUUCUUGGUGGUGGAGCAGGGACUCGACUAUAUCCUCUUACAAAGAAAAGAGCCAAACCUGCUGUUCCUUUAGGAGCUAAUUACAGACUCAUCGAUAUACCUGUCAGCAAUUGCUUAAACAGCAACAUAUCAAAGAUAUAUGUUCUCACCCAAUUCAAUUCUGCAUCUCUUAAUCGACAUCUCUCAAGGGCAUAUGCAACCAACAUGGGUGGCUAUAAGAAUGAAGGUUUUGUUGAAGUCCUUGCAGCACAACAAAGCCCUGAGAAUCCUGAUUGGUUCCAGGGUACAGCUGAUGCUGUAAGGCAGUAUCUAUGGCUGCUUGAAGAACAAAAUGUGUUGGAAUAUCUGGUUCUUGCUGGUGAUCAUUUGUACAGAAUGGAUUAUGAAAAGUUUAUUCAAGCACACAGGGAAACUGACGCUGAUAUAACUGUGGCUGCUCUACCAAUGGAUGAAAAACGUGCCACUGCAUUUGGUCUAAUGAAGAUUGAUGAAGAAGGAAGGAUAAUUGAGUUUUCGGAAAAACCAAAGGGAGACAAAUUACAAGCAAUGAAGGUUGAUACUACGAUUUUAGGGCUCGAUGAUAAAAGAGCAAAAGAAAUGCCUUUUAUUGCAAGUAUGGGGAUAUAUGUUUUCAGUAAAAAUGUUAUGUUGGAUUUGCUUAGAGAGAAGUUUCCAGGAGCAAAUGACUUUGGAAGUGAAGUAAUUCCAGGCGCAACUUCCAUUGGGUUGAGGGUACAAGCAUACCUGUACGAUGGUUAUUGGGAAGAUAUUGGUACCAUUGAAGCUUUCUAUCAUGCAAAUCUUGGAAUCACCAAGAAGCCAGUUCCAGACUUCAGUUUUUAUGAUCGGACUGCUCCAAUAUAUACACAACCACGGUAUCUACCACCUUCAAAAAUGUUGGAUGCUGAUGUUACAAAUAGUGUCAUUGGUGAAGGUUGUGUGAUCAAGAAAUGUAAGAUUCAUCAUUCGGUAGUUGGUCUUCGGUCAUGCAUCUCUGAGGGUGUCAUUAUUGAAGACACUUUGCUCAUGGGAGCCGACUACUAUGAGACUGAUGCAGACAAAAGAGUGUUGGAAGCGAAGGGUGGGGUUCCUAUAGGCAUUGGAAAGAAUACACACAUCAAGAAAGCAAUAAUAGAUAAAAAUGCUCGUAUUGGGGAUAAUGUCCAGAUAAUAAACAAAAACAAUGUUGAAGAAGCAGCGAGGGAAACGAAUGGUUACUUCAUUAAGAGCGGAAUUGUAACGGUUAUGAAAGAUGCAGUCAUUCCAAGUGGCACCAUAAUAUGAAACACUACUUUAUCUUGUCAUCUUGUAUUUUGACUUUUUCUUUUUAUAUAGCAUUUUUUAAAAAAAAAAAAUAAAAUAAAAUCUUUCAUAUUAGUUGAUCAAAGCAUUUUACUAGUGGUACUAAUCCUAAGGAGUAGCAAAAUUGGAUCCCCGGUGAUAUACUUGUAGAAACUUUUAUUCAAUAAUGAUUACAACUCUAAAUAGGGUUUUGACAUUUCAUCUCUAUCACACAAAUAAAUACAAAAGGGCUAAAUGUAGAAAACAACAUUCUACUUUCUAAAAAUAUUUUUUUUC
This is a messenger RNA of Lactuca saligna, 2377 nucleotides long. The record is from the annotation of a GenBank genome assembly. NCBI's taxonomy places the organism in Eukaryota, Viridiplantae, Streptophyta, Magnoliopsida, Asterales, Asteraceae.